AUGUCCUUUAGCUGGUGGCAUGAAAUAUACAUGCCAGAGGAGAUUUUGUGCCAUUUUUACAAAAACCGCCCCCAGGCAAGCGUCCACAUGGCCAGCUCAAAGUUCAAGCUCUAUAAUGAAGCCAGCAAGACAUAUUCAUCGGCGCCUCAGUUCUCUUGCAUCCGUUCAAUCGAAGCAGAAUGGGAUAUCGGAGAGUAUAACGGACUGACCCGGCGAAGAUCAGCUGGAGGCUAUCCAGAUAAACUGAGAGCGGCUGUCCAUCGAAGUGAACGCCUCGAAAAUCUUACGUUAGUCAACACGCAGAAUUGGAGACCGGUUAUCUCUGGCGGUGGUCCCUAUGAAUGGAGCGAAGUUCAAGCUAAAGACCAGGGGGAUCUAAUUUCUGCGAAGAAAGAGAAUGUCCUUCCUCAAGUCAAGAACAUCCACUUCGAAAGUAUAAGAUUUGAGCCGCAUCAGAGCGCCCUAUGGGCCGCACGGCUACAGUGGCAAGCUCUCAAACAUCUAGCCUUGAUCUGCGUCGAUUGGGCUCACUUGUUACCCAAAAUCACUAUUCCCGGUUGCUUCCAUGCGCUUGAAACUCUGGAAAUGAGCAUCCCUAGCCUACAUUCUCCGCACAAAAGAGAUCGUUCUACAUAUACCCGACAAGUUGGGCAAUUCCACGCUUUUCUGAAGGAGCUCCCACGCUUGAAGAUGUUCAUCGGGUAUGGGUUUGCACAAACUAGUCUGGGGGUGCUGGCGAAAUAUCACGCCGGAGCCCUUCAUCACCUUCGGUUUCGGUAUACUACACUAGGCUCCGAUCUUGGAAUGGCAACAGGUUCAGAAAUCCAAUGCCACUCUGCCGCGAGCAUUCUAGAUAUAAUCGACCUGGCUAUUCAAUUUCCCAACCUUCUAUCCCUCGGCAUUAACCUGGACUGGACAGCUGAAUACGAGCUACCAUAUGAUAUCCUCGCCAACAUUGUCCAACACACUCGUCUUCGACAUUUAGAACUCAACUUACCAAACCUUUCCCGCUGUGAUUCUCGGCCCUGGCCUUUUCCCAACCUCAGCGAAAACAUUUGUCGGGCCCUCAUCGAAUCUUUUGACAGGGCGUCCUUGAGACUUCAAUCCGUACAUUUUGUCCUUGGCGAUCUGUUUCCUUUUAAACGUCCACCAAAUAUACGAUCGCAUAUGGAGGCGUUUGUCGUCGGCGAGCGAGACUCCGUGGGUCAGAUGCGCUUUGACAAACUCUGGCAGUAUACGCAGGUUGGGGUGUUGAUGUUUUCAGGGAGUUUGGUUCCACGAGUUCCACCACAUCAGCUAAGGGGACACUGGCCUGCUAAUCUGCGGCAGGAUGUAGAAGGCCGAAUCAGCGACCUCUUCUGCGGGAGAAGGUAA
Molecule: messenger RNA, 1374 nt
Organism: Penicillium olsonii
Lineage: Eukaryota; Fungi; Ascomycota; Eurotiomycetes; Eurotiales; Aspergillaceae
Source: the annotation of a GenBank genome assembly